AUGACGAGUGAAUAUGACCUCGAUCCUAUGAUCUAUUCUGCUCCGUUGAUGUCAUUUUCGCUCAUCAUAAUCGUUGAGCAUACUUGUGAAGAAUCACCUAGUUCUUAUCCGUAUGUACGGUUGCUCGUCUCACAUGUAUUAAAAAUCACUAAACAGUACAACAUAGUACCAUUAAAACUUUUAAAAGACUACAAAUAUGAUMUCAUAAACCAGGGACAAGCUAUCGGAAACCCUUGCAAGAACUGCCUUAGUACGUCAGGAAAAAACUUAUCUGGUGACCUGGAACCAUUAUACCAAUGUGCAGGAAAUUGUGGGGUUUCGUUCCAUCGUUCAUGUUCCGCAGUUUAUUACGGACCUAGGGCUGAAUUCCUAACUAUAGGUUCUCAAUGGUUCUGUAAAGACUGUGGGACAUGCGCAUCGGAACCGCCAUGUUCAGUAUUUGCAAGACAUAUAACAUGUUUAUUAAAAUGCAAUGAAUGUGAUAACAAAUAUCAUUUUGAAUGCCUUCAACCUUUAACAGACACCGAUAAAUCAGAAUCGCAAUGGAGAUGCCCAUCUUGCAUAGUUAACCACGGCGCCGUCGUUUCUAGUGAGGCAAAACCAUUUUAUAAGCGACAUGGYGAUGGAGAAAAAUCGGCUUUCAAAAUCAAAAGAUAUUUUGUUAAAAGACAGGAACCUGGUCCUGGGAACUGGAUUCAGAAAAAAUGUGUAAAACCAUCCAUUGUGGGUUUCAAAUAUGUACGUGAUGUCGCGGAAGACGUUCUGGAAAAUAUGAACCAUCCAGUAUCAAACUUAUCAUUAGCACACAAUAGUGUAAAAAUCUCUGAAGAGAAAAAAUUACCGUCAAAGAAUAGAGCUCAAGCUCCAAAAACAUGUCCAGCUGUCAUACAAUUUGGGCAAUUCAAGGUGAAGACUUGGUUUUCAACCAGAUUUCCACAGGAACAUGAUGCUGUAAAAUUGAUUUUUUGUGAAUAUUGUUUAAAAUAUACUCAGUGCAAAUCGGUUUUGGAAAGACAUAUGCGACGUUGUAAUUGGAGAACACCACCAGGAACUGAAAUCUACCGCAAUGAAUGUCUAAGCGUUUUUGAAGUUGAUGGAAGUARUAACAAAAUAUAUUGYGAAACAUUAUGUCGGAUUGGAAAACUAUUUUUGGAUAUUAAAACUCUGAAAUAUGGCGUUGAACCGUUCCUUUUUUAUAUUCURACGAAAAAUGACGAUUUCGGCAAUCAUUUAGUUGGUUAUUUUUCAAAAACRAAACACGGGGAGAACAAUUUUAACGUGGCUUGCAUCAUGGUCAUGCCACAAUAUCAAAGACAAGGGUACGGACGACUUCUAAUCGAAUUCAGUUAUCUCCUAUCUAAAAUUGGAAAACAGCCUGGAACACCAGAAAGACCCCUUUCCGACUUGGGUGAAAAGUUGUACAAUUCAUAUUGGAAAAGUGUUAUAUUGGAAUAUUUUAAUAARUACACAAAUAAUGAUAAUACAUGUAUCAAGAUAUGUAGCAAUCAUAUUAUCAGGAAAACAGGUUUGAUGAAACAAGACAUCAUCAAUACUUUAAAAUCUUUGAACUUUGUUGUGGAAGUAUUUAACAGAACUACAAUAUGUAUUGACUGGGAUAUUGUAGAUGCUCAUAUACAGAAAAAAAUGAAGUUAAAAAAGGUUCAUAUCAACCCAAAAAAAUUAAAUUGGACACCACCUUCAACUAAAUCAUAA
This is a messenger RNA of Diuraphis noxia (Russian wheat aphid), 1713 nucleotides long. Its product is annotated as histone acetyltransferase KAT6B-like. Lineage: Eukaryota; Metazoa; Arthropoda; Insecta; Hemiptera; Aphididae. The record is from RefSeq and is a predicted model, not a curated record.